UGUGCGUCGUGUCUGGAUAUUCAGUUGUCAUUUGUCGUUAAUGUAAGUUUUCCUAAAUCUCUACAAUAAUUCCUGUUUGAGUCAGACAAUGUGAGUAUUGUUAUCUUGGCUAAUAAGAAUUAAGGAUAAAGGAUAGUUCUGUUCACUUCUCUCCAACAGAGAACCAGGAAACAAAAUCUUCACACUGUAAAAUGGCAGAACCCAAUGUUUCACUGGCUCAGGAUGAGUUCAGCUGUUCAAUUUGCCUGGAUCUCCUGAUGAAACCAGUGACUAUUCCCUGUGGACACAGUUUCUGUAUGGUGUUUAUUAAUAAGUGCUGGGAUGAAGAGGAUCAGAAGAAGGUCUAUAGCUGCCCUCACUGCAGACACACCUUCACCUCAAGACCUGUCGUGAGUAAAAACACCAUGCUGGCUGAGGUGGUGGAGAAACCGAAGAAGACGAGACUCCAGGCUGCUCCUCCUGAUCACUCUUCUGCUAAUCCUGAAGAUGUGGAGUGUGAUUCCUGUACUGGGAGGAAACACAAAGCCGUCCAGUCCUGCCUGGUGUGUCUGGCCUCUUACUGUGAAGCUCACCUCCAGCCUCACUACCAAUCUCCAGCCUUUAAGAAGCACAAGCUGGUCAAAGCCUCCAGACGACUCCAGGAGCAGAUCUGCUCUCAGCACGACAAACUGCUGGAGGUUUACUGUCGCACCGACCAGCAGUGUAUCUGCAUGCUGUGUACCAUGGAUGACCAUAAAGGACAUGAUACAGUGUCACUUGCAGCAGAAAGUUCUGAGAAACAGACAGAGAUGUGA
Molecule: messenger RNA, 794 nt
Organism: Astyanax mexicanus (Mexican tetra)
Lineage: Eukaryota; Metazoa; Chordata; Actinopteri; Characiformes; Acestrorhamphidae
Product: E3 ubiquitin/ISG15 ligase TRIM25-like
Exons: 2
Coding region: 192-794 (200 amino acids)
Molecular function (GO): zinc ion binding
Source: RefSeq, a predicted model, not a curated record